Messenger RNA from Tribolium castaneum (red flour beetle), 1130 nucleotides. Its product is annotated as vacuolar protein sorting-associated protein 37A. The record is from RefSeq and is a predicted model, not a curated record. Bases 66 to 1049 code for a protein of 327 amino acids. Gene Ontology annotation, cellular component: ESCRT I complex. The transcript is spliced from 6 exons. Gene Ontology annotation, biological process: protein targeting to vacuole; ubiquitin-dependent protein catabolic process via the multivesicular body sorting pathway; protein targeting to membrane. Lineage: Eukaryota; Metazoa; Arthropoda; Insecta; Coleoptera; Tenebrionidae.
UCUGAUUGCAUUGAAACUUUUGAGUGCAGUAAAGUGACAAUCAAUACGAAAAAAAUAUUGAAGAAAUGCUUCCGAAAAUAUACAGAAGUGACCCCGACAUUAGAAAACAUCAAAUAAAUACUUUAAAAAUCUUUAACGAUAACGUUGUCGAAAUUUGCGAGGGUCACGAAUACCAAAUUUCCUUCAAGUCGGACAGACACGAGCUUUGCUUACACAUUUCACUCAGUAACGAAUUUCCCAAUGAAAAACCUUUGUUAACUAUCUCUCCACCCAUAGUCCACCCUUGGGUGAACGCCGACAGUGAAGUUACUUCAGCCCCUGGGCUUUUAAAUUUUUCUAUUCAUUCCGACCUGGGACGUGUCGUUCAGGCAAUAAUUCGGGAAUUUGAGCGCAAUCCUCCCCCUUUAAAAAAUGACUCAAAUAAUAUUACACCUGGACCUGGGAGUACCAUUACGUCGCCAACUGUACCAAUCAGAGAAUGUGAAAGGUCGAGUCCCAGUUAUUGUGCAGUGAACAAUUUUUCCUCGCCAACUCACCAGAAGAGAUUGGUUUUUCCAGAACUCAAAAAACUAUCAAUGGAUGAAUUAGAAUUUUUAAAUAAUAAUUCAGACAGGCAGCUAGAAUUUUUAAAUGAUUUACCGCCGAUUAAAGAACAAAACAAGUUGCUUGAUGAUUUGAUUGUGCAAGUGGAGGAGUUGGCUGAAUCAAAUUUAUCAAAACAGGAACAGUUAAGUGAAUUGAGGUCGGAAAUUGAGCAGAAAAUAGGCGAAGUCACGAAAUUGGCCUUUGAGAACGAGAGGCUUCACAUGAAAUAUCAGGACAUGUCUGAUAAAUAUUCCCCAUUCAAUAUAAAAGAACAGUUGAGGCUAGCGGCUGAAAAAGCCGAGUCAGAGUGUGAAAGUAUUGCUGAUGGUUUCCUGAAAGGUGAAGUAGAUGUUGAUAAGUUCGUAAAUCUGUACACCAAAGCCAGAAGCUUAUGCCAGGCCAGGAAAACUAAAGAAGAGAAGCUCUCCCACCAACUUGAGAGUUUAUCAAAAGCGGGUUUUUAGUUGUGAUAAUUUAUUUAUAAUUUUAACUCUGAAUACAUAUAUUUGUACUAAACUACUACAAUAAAAAUAAUUUAAAAUAAA